Messenger RNA from Carlito syrichta (Philippine tarsier), 945 nucleotides. RefSeq names its product olfactory receptor 51V1-like. Gene Ontology annotation, cellular component: membrane. The record is from RefSeq and is a predicted model, not a curated record. Bases 1 to 945 code for a protein of 314 amino acids. NCBI's taxonomy places the organism in Eukaryota, Metazoa, Chordata, Mammalia, Primates, Tarsiidae. The transcript has a single exon. Gene Ontology annotation, biological process: G protein-coupled receptor signaling pathway. Gene Ontology annotation, molecular function: olfactory receptor activity; G protein-coupled receptor activity.
AUGUCUCAUUUCUCUAUCACAGACUUCAAUAGUUCCAGAUUUGUUCUCACUGGUUUUCCUGGCCUAGAAAUUCACUAUCUCUGGCUCUCUAUCCCCUUCUUCUCUAUCUAUGCUAUGGUCUUUCUGGGAAACUGCAUGGUGCUUCAUGUGAUACGGACUGAGUCAAGCCUACAUCAGCCUAUGUUCUAUUUUCUGGCCAUGCUGGCCCUCACCGACUUGUGCAUGGGGUUGUCCACCGUGCACACGGUGCUGGGGAUCCUGUGGGGGCUCAUUCGGGAGAUCAGCCUGGAUUCCUGCAUUGCCCAGUCCUACUUCAUCCAUGGUCUGUCCUUCAUGGAGUCCUCUGUCCUCCUCGCUAUGGCCUUUGACCGCUACAUUGCAAUUUGCAACCCACUUCGUUACUCUGCCAUCCUAACUAAUGAUAGAAUUGUGAGAAUUGGGGUGGCAAUCUUAUGUAGGAGUUCCUUACUCAUACCUCCAGUCAUUAUCCGCCUGAAGUUCUUGAAUUAUUGCCGUCCUCACAUCCUUUCUCACUCUUUCUGCCUGCACCAAGACUUAAUUCGAAUGGCCUGUUCAAACAUUCGCUUCAACAGCAUUUACGGGCUGGCCCUGGUGAUCAGCAACCUAUUAUUGGAUGCAGUGCUCAUACUUAUCUCUUAUAUCAUGAUCUUACAUACAGUCUUAGCCAUUGCAUCCCGGGAGGAGAGACUCAAGUCCUUGCAGACCUGUGUAUCUCACAUCUGUGCUGUUUUGGUUUUCUACAUCCCAAUCAUUGGUCUGACCAUGGUGCAUCGCUUUGGAAAACACCUUUCACCACUGGUUCAUGUCCUCAUGGGCAACAUCUAUAUCCUUUUUCCACCCAUGAUGAACCCUAUUAUUUAUAGUAUCAAGACACAACAGAUACGAAGGAGAGUCCAGAGAUUGUUCUGCUUGGAAGGAGCCUAA